Molecule: messenger RNA, 955 nt
Organism: Hibiscus syriacus
Lineage: Eukaryota; Viridiplantae; Streptophyta; Magnoliopsida; Malvales; Malvaceae
Product: U-box domain-containing protein 62-like
Exons: 7
Coding region: 356-790 (144 amino acids)
Biological process (GO): protein ubiquitination
Molecular function (GO): ubiquitin-protein transferase activity
Source: RefSeq, a predicted model, not a curated record
AAUUGACAUAAUUUUACUUUGUUGAUAUAUUUUCAAUAAUUGGGAAGUGGAAGGGAGUUGCAGAGAACUGGUAGUGAAGGAUGCAGAAAAAGAUGUGGGGCAAAGGUUGAGAAAGUGUGAUAGUUUUCGAAAUUCGGUGACAAUUGCAUAUCCAGAUGGGGAUAUUUAUUUCACACAGUAUUCGCAUGGUGGAGAAGGGUCAGCUUCUAUUUCUGGUGCUAGCGGGCAGAAGGAUGUUGCGGAAGACACUGGUGGUGGUGGAUGAGGGUUUACCUGGAGGAAAGAUGUUUCAUUUUUAAGCGAGUAUGGUGAUCCCUUGUGUGCCAUUUUAUCCGACCCUGUAACAGGAGCUCUCAUGGAUGAUGCGAUGAUAUUACCUUGUGGAUAUUCCUUUGGUGCUGUUGGAAUACAACAUGUUCUUAGAAUGAAAGUUUGCUACACUUGUUCGCAGUCAGUUUCGGAGGCAUCAGCGGCCCCAAAUCUUUCUCUCCGAGCGGCCGUGCUGGCAUUUAUUCGAGAAGAAGAGUUACAGUUCUACCGCACACCUAAAAGGAGGAAAGAGAGAUUUGACCAGGAUAAGAGUAACUAUGGUGAUCCACAUAUCAUGGAUCCUUCUAGGUAUAGAGGUGUUCAGUCUCCAUUUGCUGUGGCAGAUCGGGUUAUCAUUAAGACUGAUACAGGGGAACAAGAGGACGCCACCACGUUUCGUAGGACGAGAGGCUGUUAUAACUACACAAUGCUUGAACGGAUGGUAUGGGGUGAAGACAUUGGACAAUGCAGUGUGUGUUAAGUUGCAGUAUCGCUCACUUGCCAAAGUUGCAGAUAACACUUCCUCAAAACCAAUUUCUGGCAAGAUGGGACCAAACUGGUUGUAGACCUGCAAUUUAUAGAAUGAUUGAGGGCAAGUGAGUGAUACUUUGUUCCACGGCUGGUUCAAAAUUUAACCCAACUCAAA